This is a messenger RNA of Manihot esculenta (cassava), 1840 nucleotides long. Its product is annotated as cytochrome P450 CYP72A219. The transcript has 5 exons. The record is from RefSeq and is a predicted model, not a curated record. The coding region runs from base 180 to 1700 and encodes 506 amino acids. Gene Ontology annotation, molecular function: oxidoreductase activity, acting on paired donors, with incorporation or reduction of molecular oxygen; monooxygenase activity; heme binding. NCBI's taxonomy places the organism in Eukaryota, Viridiplantae, Streptophyta, Magnoliopsida, Malpighiales, Euphorbiaceae.
AGAAGUUUCCAACAUAGCGAGUGAUGACAAGAGAUUUUCUGCAUUUAUCAUUUUUAAACGAGAAAUCAAAAUCAUGAAAAACUCAACUAGGAUCGAUAAAUUCCCUAUAAAUUCAUCAACUUUUGGUUCUCAUUUACUCCAACAAGCUCAAAGUGUUAGCAUUUUGCAGCAAAGGGAAAAUGGAGACAUUUAUUUUCCAAACACUGCUCUUCUCUUUUGUAAUGUUAGCUCUCUAUGCGUUAAUAAAGUUAGCCCAUGUCAUUUGGUUGAAGCCAAAGAGCAUAGAGAAGUAUUUGAGGAGACAAGGCAUCAAAGGCACUUCUUACAAGCUCAUCCAUGGUGACAGGAAAGAAAUUACAAGGUGUUACGUGGAAGCAAUGACCAAACCCAUCUCUCUAAACGACCCAAUUUUUCCACGUGUAUACCCAUUCUUUGAUGCAAUGGUGAAAAAUUAUGGUAAGGUGUCUAUGAGUUGGUACGGAACAAGACCAAGGCUGAUGCUGGCGGAGCCAGAGCUGAUCAGGUGGGUGUUUACAGAUAAGAGUGGUCAUUUUGUGAAGCCACUGUUGAACCCCCUUGUGGAUCUUUUACAACUAGGAGUCUCAACCUUGGAAGGAGAGAAAUGGGCCAAACGCAGAAAAUUGAUAGCACCUGCCUUCCAUCUUGAGAAACUAAAGGGUAUGCUCCCAGCAUUUUCAAGGAGUUGCUGUGAUCUGAUUCAGCGGUGGAACCAGUUAACGAGUGCUCAAGGAUCUUGUGAAUUGGAUGUUAAACCAGAAUUUCAUGUUCUUGCUGGUGAUGUAAUCGCUCAAACUGCCUUUGGAAGCAGCUACAAAGAGGGAAAGAAAAUAUUUCAACUUCAAGAAGAGCAAGUUCUUCUGGUCCUCGAAGCUUAUCAGUCCAUUUACUUUCCUGGUUUAAGAUUUAUACCCACUAAGAAGAACAAGAGGAGAUAUGCUAUAGACAAGGAGAUCAAAACAACAUUACGGGAUAUGAUCCUCAGGAAAGAGCAGGCCAAGUCUAGCAACGGAGACUUGCUAGACUUGCUACUACAGUGCAAACAACACUCUAAAAAUGAUAUAACAACUGAAGAUAUAAUAGAGGAAUGCAAACUUCUCUACUUUGCUGGUCAAGAGACCACCGCAAAUUGGCUCACAUGGACAUUGAUCCUUUUAUCUAUGAAUCCAAACUGGCAAGAAAAGGCCAGAGACGAGGUCUUACAGGUUUGUGGCAAGAGAACACCAGAAAUCCAUGAUCUAACCCACCUUAAAAUCGUUUCGAUGAUAUUAAAUGAGGUGUUCAGGUUAUAUCCACCAGUGACUCUUCUUCUUCGACAAACUCUCCAGGAAACCAACAUAAAAGGAUUGUCGAUUCCAGCUGGGGUAGAGCUUUUAUUACCUAUAUUGUUUGUUCAUCAUGAUCCUGAUUACUGGGGAGACAAUGUGGAAGAAUUCAGACCAGAGAGAUUUGCUGAAGGAGUUUCAAAUGCAUCAAAGGAUCAAAUAGCAUUCUAUCCAUUUGGUUGGGGACCUAGAAUUUGCCUAGGACAAAAUUUUGCUACUAUAGAAGCAAAGAUGGCUCUAGCUAUGAUUCUACAACAUUUCUGGUUCGAGCUCUCCCCGUCUUACUCUCAUGCUCCUUGUAAUCGAAUAACUCUUUACCCACAACAUGGAGCUCAACUUAUCCUGCACCAACUAUAAUCUUUUUACUAGCUAAUAGCUAUUAGCCUAUAUUAUAUUAUACAAUAAAGUUGGACACCACUAGUGUUCCAGAUGUUACUCAUUGUUUUGAUUUAGAAACAAAUGACCAAGAAUACCUAACGUGGCAUGUGAUUUUUGUA